CGAUUGGAAAAGUAAGGCGAAGAGCUGCGAUGACAUAAAAUAUUCAAGGAUGGCAAAUAGAAGCCAAAUGUACGCCCUCCCAGUGUCGUGAUUACCUUCUCCCUGCGUGGCAGCAAUAUAAUCUUCCAGCCACGCAUCUCUCGCUACCUCGCAUAGGGUGUGUUCCUCCAACUGCCUGCGCGUAUACGUAUGUGUCUGUGCUUCAUACUUGUCAAGAAACGGCAAAAGGUGCUCCGCAUAGUAUCCCCAUGCAUGCAAGCCAGCGUAACAGCCCGUUUGCCUGUCUUGCACCGUGUGCCUGCGAAUAGCUCCACCUCCCCCAGUCUCUGCGUAUGCCUCCGGCUGCACCGAAACAUUAUGAUUUCCAACCUCCUUGUGUAGCUCAUCGAGCUUUGCAAUAGAAUUUGGGCAAUUUCUGAGUUGUAGAACCAGCUCGAGACUCUUCAGUAGCUGAUGCUUUGCAUGCAUGCAUGGUCCCUUCCACCCAAGUAUAUGUCCUUGGGCCGCCGUGCCCUCGUUCGUUUGUAUGAGUUC
Periconia digitata is the source of this 534-nucleotide messenger RNA. The record is from the annotation of a GenBank genome assembly. Lineage: Eukaryota; Fungi; Ascomycota; Dothideomycetes; Pleosporales; Periconiaceae.